UAGCCUUCAUGCCGUAAUUGUCAAUUUGCAAAAUCAUUAUCAAAAUGCCGCCAAAAACCCCAGUCGGAAAAUCCGCAGGCAAGAAGGCCGUCAAGAAGCAGGUCGGAGAAGGAAAGAAGAAGAGAAAGGGAAGACGCAAGGAAAGCUAUGCUAUCUACAUCUACAAGGUGCUGAAGCAAGUUCACCCCGACACCGGUAUCUCGAGCAAGGCCAUGGGCAUCAUGAACUCGUUCGUGAACGACAUCUUCGAGCGCAUCGCUGGUGAAGCUUCCCGCCUGGCGCACUACAACAAGAAGUCCACCAUCACGAGCAGGGAAAUCCAGACGGCCGUUCGUCUGCUUCUUCCCGGUGAGCUGGCCAAACACGCCGUGAGCGAGGGAACCAAGGCCGUCACCAAGUACACCAGCAGCAAGUAAACGGCACAAUCCGUGCUGCACAAAACAACGGCUCUUUUAGGAGCCACCCAAAUGACAAGAAAGUCAUGGCCGUGCAUUUUAUCCGUUAAACGAUUACCUGUUUUGCCCCAUUUCGUUUUCCUUUUCCCGCAUUUAUUUGGUAAUGUUUUUGAAGGCUGGAUGAAGGUCAUACCAAAGACCGAAGAGUUAAGUUUGGAGUUCUGUACAGGACCCGAAACGAUCCCCGAGAGUAGUCGUGCCACAUCUUCUUAAUAUUUUGCAUCGGUAGUAGAAGGGUUGUUCGAGUGUAUUACUCAGUGUGCUUUUGUCAUUCCAUCUUCUCGGCCAAACCGGCUGCCUAAAAUGUGUCGGUAA
This is a messenger RNA of Nematostella vectensis (starlet sea anemone), 770 nucleotides long. RefSeq names its product late histone H2B.L4. The record is from RefSeq and is a predicted model, not a curated record. Lineage: Eukaryota; Metazoa; Cnidaria; Anthozoa; Actiniaria; Edwardsiidae. The coding region runs from base 45 to 416 and encodes 123 amino acids. Gene Ontology annotation, cellular component: nucleosome. Gene Ontology annotation, molecular function: structural constituent of chromatin; protein heterodimerization activity; DNA binding. The transcript has a single exon.